CUUUUCUGAAGGUGAGCCCGCGGAAUUCUCUCCUGAUCAGCGUUUCCCGGAAGGACGGUUUCUGUGAGAGGACGGAACCGGGUCGGAAUUGCGUUAGGUAUUCGGCCCCAACGUUAGUUCGCUUCUCGCUUCGUUCUGCGACACAUUAUCUGCGCUCUCUACGCCCAUUUUUCAGUCUGAGAAAGGGCGCGUUCUCUCUCAUGCGUAUCAGAACUGGGCCUGUAUAGCACCAGUGUUCCCUCUAAUCUCUAGUUUUCUCGCCGUUUCCGGGUCCUCUAGGCUCGUGAGCGCGCUUCGUUGUUGCAGAGCUUCAAGUUGUUGACUUUGGUGCGACGCGGGGCAAAACGCGCGGCGCGGUCCGGUUAACAACCAUGCCUAGAGACGAUCUGUCCAUCGAUUUUGUCAGGAAGAUGCCGCCUGUCGAAUCACUCGACCCGGCAUUGAUCCUCGACGAGUGGAUCAGCAGGACGCAGAACCUCCCCGAGGAGCUCCGCUUCCUGCAGGACGAAAUUGCCGACAAGGACCGCCAGUAUGACAAGCUGGUCAGGGAGAUCGAGGACCGUGACGGUCGCAUCCAGAAAUGGAUCAAGGCACACGGCAGCCACCAUCCGAAUCCCAAAGAGGAGGAGUAUCGGGCGACCAUCAGAAAGAAUUAUGCUCAGGCAGAACAGCUGUCCAACGAGAAGAUUGCCCUCACCCAAAAGCUGCAGCAGACCAUAGACAAGCAUAUCCGUCAACUCGACAUGCAGAUCAAGAUACUUUACGACCGCGGCGAGCCCGGUUUCACCGACCCUGACGAGCUCCCCUCCCUCCUCCGCCCGAGUGCCGCCAACACGACGAACGGCCAGAACGGCCUCCGCAGUGCGAAUUCCAGCAAUCCAGCCGCCUCUGCAUUCAACUCCAUCACGAACGGCGGCUCACAGGUGCGUGUCACCAAUGCCCAGAUUCGGAACGCGCAGGCACAACAACAUGGCUCGGCAUCCGCCCCCGCCACCCCAGCGGCUAGCAUGAUCAUGGGCCGUCAGGCGCGGGAGAGCUCGGCGGGUCCUAGCGGGGGUGCAACCAAGCGUGGUCCCCGCUCGAACGGCGGCUUAGGGAAUCUCCCGGCAACGUCAAGCGGUCUAGCACGGCAUUCCUCACUCGGACCGGGUACUCCAAAAGGCCACCAGACAGCUACCGGCUCACAGCGUGCAGGCAGCGCGGGGCCCCGCGCGACAUUCAAAGCCGCGGGUUCAGGGGCUGGCCGCAAGGCUGGUACACCGUCGAGCACGGCAGGCCGCAAGAAGGGCACGUCCGGGAACGGAGCUCACAAGUCAGGCCUGUCGCGCGUGAAGCGCGCCGCGAAGAACUCGCCCUCGUCGACCGUGGAUAGCGAGCUCUCUGAGGCCGAGACGGGUAGCGACGAGGACAGCGACGCGCGCACCGGCGGACGCCGCACACCGGCCACAAUAUCUCGAUCUGCAUCCAACCAGGCCAGCUUCAACGGCGCCGGCGCUGGCUCGGCCCGAGAAGGCAGUAACCACCACUCGCCCUCCUCAACCCCGCACCAAGGGGCCGCAGGCGGUAACGGUACCAAUGCUGGCAGCGGCCCGCCGCACCGCCGAUUAGGCGGCGUCGAGACCAGCAGGAACGGCGAUCAAGACGGUAGCAACAACCACCACCCUCUAAGCGCCUCCUCCGCCACCGGCGGCAACACAAACACCGGCGCCGGCAACGGCCCGGCCGCCCACCACAACAACAGCGACGCCAUGGAGGUGGACGAGGACGAGGAGGCGGGGGACGACCGCAAGUAUUGCUUAUGUCAGAAUGUCUCCUUCGGCAAUAUGGUUGCCUGUGACAAUGACGACUGUCCCUACGAGUGGUUCCACUGGGGCUGCGUCGGGCUCAAGAGCGAGCCCAACGGCACCUGGUACUGCCCCGACUGCAGCCGCAGCCUGGGGCUCGGGCAGGGAGGCCAGGGAGGGGGCCAGCAGCAGCAGAAGAAGGUUGGCGCCGCCGGGUCCGGGUCUGGUUCGAGUUCAAACUCGAAUUCGAAAGAAUCCGGCUCGGGUGGUGGUGGUGAUUCUGCUUCGGGAUCCGGGUCCGGUCCUUCCUCUGGGGCUGGUUGAUUGAAGAGUGUUUAGGGAAAAGAAGAUUGAGGCGGGUCAACGCUUGGAGGCGAAGCAAGGGGCAUAUUAGGUGGUGUCGGUGUGUGUAUCUAAAGGGAUUCAGCUGUUCUGCGGCUGGGGCGCCCUAAGUUGUUGGGCGAUUGUUGACAUCCUGAAUAGCAUGUAUCAUGUGGCCCGGAAUAGGGGAAUGGUCAUGUAGCGCAUUAUGGAGGUCUUUGGACCUUUCUGAUCUGGUUCAGUUAUGGGGCUUUCUAGUUGGAGUUGAGGGUUGGUCGGGUUAGGCUGUAGGAAACAUCUAUUGACACGAAACUGACGAAUUGUUCUGUAAAUGAG
Messenger RNA from Canariomyces notabilis, 2441 nucleotides. RefSeq lists its product as uncharacterized. The transcript has a single exon. NCBI's taxonomy places the organism in Eukaryota, Fungi, Ascomycota, Sordariomycetes, Sordariales, Chaetomiaceae. The record is from RefSeq and is a predicted model, not a curated record. Gene Ontology annotation, cellular component: nucleus; NuA4 histone acetyltransferase complex. Bases 372 to 2108 code for a protein of 578 amino acids. Gene Ontology annotation, biological process: regulation of DNA-templated transcription.